Molecule: messenger RNA, 2701 nt
Organism: Camelus dromedarius (Arabian camel)
Lineage: Eukaryota; Metazoa; Chordata; Mammalia; Artiodactyla; Camelidae
Gene: LRRFIP2
Product: LRR binding FLII interacting protein 2
Exons: 29
Coding region: 321-2549 (742 amino acids)
Biological process (GO): regulation of DNA-templated transcription
Source: RefSeq, a predicted model, not a curated record
GGGCUGCGGCUCCUCCCGGGGGCCGGUUCCCGCUGUCUCAGCCGCGGCGCUGAGGGGACACCGGCGUGACUGACUGACCGGCCGCCGGCGCCGGGAUCCGCCACGUCCAGCCCGGCCUGCCUGGCCGGGGACCCGCGACCGAGUCCGCCCUCCGCGCCCCUCGCCCUUCGCCCCGGCGGGCUCCGGGCCGGCGAGCCCCGGGCCGGCGAGCCGCUCUCCGGCCCUUCCCGGGCGGCGCCGCAGCCACAGCCCGCGCCCGGAGACAGGGCUGAAAACAGUGAAGUCACUUCUCACAGUUAAUAGACUAUUAAGAAGACAAGAUGGGGACUCCUGGUUCUGGAAGGAAAAGAACACCUGUGAAAGACCGAUUUUCUGCAGAAGAUGAAGCUUUGAGUAGCAUUGCCAGAGAGGCAGAGGCAAGGCUGGCUGCAAAACGUGCUGCCCGAGCAGAAGCAAGAGAUAUCCGCAUGAGAGAACUGGAACGACAACAAAAAGAGUACUCUCAUCCUUCCUUUGAUCGGAAAUGGGGACAGAUUCAGAAGUGGCUGGAAGAUUCGGAAAGGGCCAGGUAUUCCCACCGGUCCAGUCAUCGUCGUCCUUAUCUGGGAGUUGAGGAUACAUUGUCCAUUCGAAGUUUUGGCAGUCACAGGGACAUAACUGGGACACACUGGAGCAGAGCCAGUACACCCAAAAGGAAAGACAUCAUGUAUGAUGCUGUCAAGGAUAGAUCAUCAAGAUUUUCAUCAUUAAAUCAUUCUUACAGUCACUCUUAUGGAAUGAAGAAGAGAUCUUCUGGUUCUCAUAAAGACCCACUGAGUGGCCUCUACUUUGACCAGAGAAACUAUAGCAGUCUUAGAAACUAUAGCAGCAAACCCACCUCUGCCUACUAUACUCGGCAGUCUUCUUCCCUGUACAGCGACCCUCUGGCGACAUCUAAGAUUAAUAGGGCCUCCCCUAUUGCAAAUUCUGGUCUGCUGAGAAGUGCCAGUCUGGUAUCAUUGUAUGAUGGUGGAUUAUAUAACCCUUACGGUUCUCGCACUCCGUCUGAAUACAGUUAUUACUCAUCAAGAACAAGUUCAGCCCGAAGCAGUCCUGUGUUUAUCGACGAUGACACUGCAAGCGUCGCGUCUUCUGGUCGAGCCAGUCGUGGGCGAAGGGAGAGUGUGGUUUCUGCCGCUGAUUAUUUUAGUCGCUCCAAUCGUAGGGGGAGCGUCGUUUCCGAUGUGGAUGACGUCAGCAUCCCAGAUUUGACCAGCUUGGAUGAAAAAUCUGACAAACAGUAUGCUGAAAAUUACACAAGGCCUUCAUCUCGAAAUUCUGCCUCAGCAACAACCCCUCUAAGUGGAAACUCGUCCAGAAGAGGAAGCGGGGACACCAGCAGCUUAAUAGAUCCAGACACCUCAUUAAGUGAAUUGCGGGAUAUCUAUGACCUUAAGGACCAGAUACAGGAUGUAGAAGGGAGAUACAUGCAGGGGCUUAAAGAACUAAAGGAGUCUUUAUCUGAAGUGGAAGAAAAAUACAAGAAAGCCAUGGUUUCCAAUGCACAGUUAGACAAUGAGAAGAACAAUUUGAUAUACCAAGUAGAUACCCUCAAGGACGUCAUUGAAGAGCAGGAGGAACAGAUGGCCGAAUUUUAUAGAGAAAAUGCAGAAAAAUCAAAGGAGUUAGAAAGGCAGAAACAUAUGUGUAGCGUGCUACAACAUAAGAUGGAUGAACUUAAAGAAGGCCUCCGACAAAGAGAUGAGCUCAUUGAGGAGAAUCAGCGUAUGCAGCAGAAAAUAGACACCGUGACAAAAGAGGUGUUUGACCUCCAAGAGACACUGCUUUGGAAAGAUAAAAACAUUAGGGCCCUAGAGAAACAGAAAGAAUACAUUGCCUGCCUUAGGAAUGAGCGCGAUAAUCUCAGGGAGGAGCUGGCUGACCUGAAGGAGGCGAUGAAGACGGGAGAGAAACAUGGCUUAGUCAUCAUCCCCGACGGCACUCCUAAUGGCGAUGUCCACCAUGAACCAGUGGUCGGAGCCAUCACUGUUGUGUCUCAGGAAGCCGCUCAGGUCUUGGAGUCAGCAGGAGAGGGGCCCCUAGAUGUAAGGCUACGAAAACUCGCUGGAGAAAAGGAAGAGCUCCUAUCACAGAUUAGAAAACUGAAGCUGCAGUUGGAGGAAGAGCGGCAGAAGUGCUCCAGGAGUGACGGCCCAGCAGGCGAGCUGGCGGGACUGCAGAACGGCUCGGACCUGCAGCUCAUCGAAAUGCAGAGAGAUGCCAACAGACAAAUUAGUGAAUACAAGUUUAAGCUUUCAAAAGCAGAACAAGAUAUAACCACCUUGGAGCAAAGUAUUAACCGCCUGGAGGGGCAGGUGCUGAGAUAUAAAACUGCUGCUGAGAAUGCGGAGAAAGUUGAGGAUGAACUGAAAGCAGAAAAGAGGAAGCUACAACGAGAGUUACGAACGGCACUGGACAAGAUUGAGGAGAUGGAGAUGACCAACAGCCACCUGGCCAAGCGGCUGGAGAAGAUGAAGGCCAACAGGACAGCACUACUGGCCCAGCAGUAGGAAGGCCACCCUUCCGUGAGGCCCCUGCCCAGAGGGACUGCCCUUUUGUCCACUGACUCAGACCCCUUCCAGUACUGUUUGAGCUCUGUUGUUAAAAUAGCCACCUUUGUAUUUUAUAAUUUAUGAGAGAAUGAAACAGGUUUGAAUCUUCA